Molecule: messenger RNA, 276 nt
Organism: Strongylus vulgaris
Lineage: Eukaryota; Metazoa; Nematoda; Chromadorea; Rhabditida; Strongylidae
Source: the annotation of a GenBank genome assembly
AUGUUCAGGUGGACAGUUUCGCCGAGAUGGACUGGGCUGACGCGCUAUCGCUUAGCAUGGAUAUGGAUGCGUUCGCCAGUUUCAGUCAGUGCUGUCCUGUUCUUCUCCUUCUUCUUCUUCGCCUCAACCACACAGUGGGGCAGCAGUCAGUCCAUUAGCUAUUUCUGCCCGCUAGACCGCUUUUCAUUUGUGCAACUUGUGGUUGGUUGGCGGCUCGCUGACGAUCCAUUCAAACGUAUCGCAAUGGUCGUGGCUGAUCUAACCGAUAAGCAUUGA